Paramuricea clavata is the source of this 2138-nucleotide messenger RNA. The record is from the annotation of a GenBank genome assembly. NCBI's taxonomy places the organism in Eukaryota, Metazoa, Cnidaria, Anthozoa, Malacalcyonacea, Plexauridae.
GCUGGUUUUAACGCUGGUGACGGGUUUAGAUAUUUCAAUAUUCCAAACUCUCGCAAUCCUGCAAUUAUCAACAUCACUUCAACAUCAAACUAUCAAGAUCCCGGGCUGUGGAUAUUCCAAGUCGAUGGGGAGUCUGUUGAAAAUCAUGGUUGCACAUCAAAUAGUGGUACAAUUUUUCUCGACUGUAGAUCUUUUCAGUUAACAAUACUAACGAUUUGAAGUUUUAAUACCUUGCACCUCCAAAACGACUAAAUGCAGUUAUUAACUGAUACACAGCAAAGGAGCUUUCAUUAUUUAUGUCGAGUAGUGGGAGGGGGGCUGGCAACACUCAGAUAAUUUUUAGAAUAUUUCUAUAACCUCCCAUUCUUGAGGGACAAUAUAACAAACAUACUUGCAGGGAAGUGAGUCCGGCAUUGGACGCAGCGAGGGUGGCUGGAAGCUGUCCAAUUCCGGAUUCGGGUGCGUCCAAUUCCGGAUUCACCGAACCUGCAAGUAUGUUUGGUUUUUAUCACAUGUCAUUUCAGUAAAAAGUGCUGAAGAAUUUACGCAUUUUAGUAUAUAAUUAAUUCUUGUUUGUGUAAUGAACAUUUUAGCCGCCAACAAUCAACAUACUAAGCGAACAGACAAAGUUAGGCUUAAAUUAAAGCUCAGUAAAAAAAUUCUCUACAAUACUCCCUUACUCUUGAAAAGAGAAAAUGCACACAUUCUGCGAAAACAUUGCCAAGUGAACCUGCCCGUGCCGAACAAAUUUCGGCGGCCAUCUUUCUUCUCUUCCACUUUGAAUACAGAAUAUUCCAUUUUCAUCACACAAAAUAAAAAAAUAAUAAUUGUGAAACAAUUAAAAACAGUUAAUAAUUUUUAUUUAAAUCUUCAUCUGAAAUUUGUUCAAAUCGUAUCAUAAUGGCCGCCGAAACAUCGAUCUCUAACCCACUUCCUAAACAUACGUCAGCAGGUGGGUUCGAUAUUGAACGCACCUCCUCGUAGCCAAUAGGAAAGCCGCUAAUACGCUAGGUAUGAGAUAAAAAUUUUAACAGCCUCCCCACUAAGAAUCAUAAUUGCAAUCAAAUAUUAAUGAAAUAUUUGAAAAGAAGCACCAGAUAAUAUUAUUUAGUACAGAAAGGAGAUGGGGAAUUAAACAUGUAAUGUGUUUGUAUAAAUUAUCUCACUUCUCAAGAAUAUUUCUUUAUUACCUUCCCCGGCAACAUUUGACUUUUUGAAACCUCUCCCAUGUCUGUCUAAGAAAUUCGUAUAGCUCCCCCCUAUUGUGUUUCAGACCCCUCUCCCCCGAUCGACAUAGUCAAUGAACGCUGCCCAAAAUAUAAUGUCAAGAAACUGAAUCAUCUUCCGACUAAUUUACUAACGGCCAAACUAACGAAAUAAUAACAAAUUAGUCAGAAGGUGAUUAGAUAUUUCUUAAAUUCCUAAAUAAUCUGCGGAAGAUUUAGAUUAGUAUAGCUGAAUUAGUCUACAGGUAUCAACUGAUAUACAUCACAGUCUACUUUCCAAUAUAUAGUCUAUACCUAAUGAAUUCUUAAAUUUGUCUGACGAUGAUAUAGAUUGAUAAGUAAAUUAGUGUGUGAUGAUCUAAUCGACAACUUAAUGUCUUAAAAUAUGUCUAAUAAUCACAAUAUGAUUAUGCUUCAUCAAACUUUUCCUUUGAUAGUCAAAACAACUAUAUAACUGAUAUUAAGGGUAUAAAAAUUACACCCCGUAUAUAGGUCUGGUGCUCUCACCGAGAUCAGGAAUCGAAUUAGGAGGAACUGAAAUAUUUAUUGGUGGACCUUGUUAUAAACCUGAUGAUCAAAUUGUAUGUCGGUUUAACAAGACUAUUGAGGCAGAUGCUGUGUAUGUCAGUGCAGAACUAGCAUAUUGUAUCACUCCACCAUUGUAUGUUGUUGGUCGCAUCUCAGUUGAGUUGUCAUUGGAUGGUGGUGCAACAUUUAACUACACGGGCACCUUCAGAUCAAGUGAGUUCACUUUUGAAGUUUUCUUUCAAUAUGUAUUUUACUAUAAUAUGCAAAUGUUUAUAAAGCAUGAAUUUUACCAGUUAAUUUGCUUGAGAAAUUGACUUUUAUAUUGUACUGUACGUAGUAUAUGACAUCGACUUACGUCAAGAAGUGUUUACUUUUUAUUUUUGA